This is a messenger RNA of Belonocnema kinseyi, 1366 nucleotides long. RefSeq lists its product as uncharacterized. Lineage: Eukaryota; Metazoa; Arthropoda; Insecta; Hymenoptera; Cynipidae. Bases 689 to 1180 code for a protein of 163 amino acids. The transcript is spliced from 4 exons. The record is from RefSeq and is a predicted model, not a curated record.
AAUCGUGCAGCCUAUACCAAGCGAGACUUCUCUUAAGCUUCCUCUACAUUCCAAAAUUGAUUUGGACUAUGUGUGGAAGAGAGUUCCUGAACGACUAAUUACUGCUUGCCAAUCGGGCGAAAUUCCAGAUCCGGGUGACAGGCGAUGAAUGAUCCAAGUAAUUGCUGAUUACAUGCUUGACGAAUUUAAAGAUUGUACAAGAGGCACAAGUGAAAGAAUUGCUAAAAAGAUUUGCGCAAGAUAUCCCAUAUCUUUUAUGGAUAUCAUUGAAGGCCAAAUAUUUGGUAAAGGCAUGGAGAAUUUGCGAAUGCAGAUUUAUAAUCGUGUAAAUUUUGUAAAAAAAAUAGCAAGAAACGAUGCAAAAUAAGGCCAAUCGGUGACAGUGAUGAUGAAGACAAAACCGAAAACACCCGUUCUACAAACAAAAGACACCUCCAAGAUGAAUAUGGCUGCGUAACAUUUAAUCCAGCACUCCCUGCAGAUGAAAAUGAAAACUUGCAAGAAUUAAAAAGACUGGAGCUUCUUGAAUUAUUUAACAGGGUAAGUGGCCACACAGCACCAGCAGUAUCUAAUUUGAUGGAAUUAACGUACUCAACUCAAAGAAGAUUCAUUAUCGAAGAAGACAGAAACUUAUCAACCUUUUACACUGAUUGGCCAUUUCUAAAAGUUCCUCAAUUUUUUAUGGAACAUGCUUCGGUGCUGUUGGGGAAAAAUAUUUUUAAAAACUUGGAACGAAUCCUUGGGAAACAAAGCAAAACCAAUUAGAAAAUUUUUACAAAUAAAGCAAUACGCAGGAGUCAAUCAUGAAGAAAUUUUACAGCUUUUAAAGACAGCCAAAGAAGCAACUUUAGUAACAAAAGAUAAUAUCCCCAAAAGUGUUAUUGUCUUUCCGAUGAUUAUCGAGUACUUCGGAGAAAACACAGAUUGUUUAUUUAAAGUAAUCAAGGAUGACAUUGCAUAUGAGGACACUGCAAAGUAUGCUAUCUCCAUUUAUCCAUCCCUUAUAAUACGAGGUAAAUCAUUGUAUGAUGAAGAUGCUACAUGCGCAGUUGUACUGGAGAAUCAAUCUUUGAUGUUCUGUACAUUCGUAUUAGAAGGAUUCUUAAUCACUUUCAUUUCUUAUUAUGUCUAUGGAUACAAGUAUCCUAAAGAAGUAGAAUCUACUUUAGAAUUCAUAUAGAGAAUUACAAUAAAAAUCAGUCCACAAACAGGUGGAAAAAGAGGAGGGGCAACAAGAAAAGCAAAAACCUUCAGUUCUACGGUCUUCAACUUCGCAAAACAACUAAAUGGAUUCGCAAACUUAUUGGAAUUAUAGUUUAUAGACAAACCUACAUAUUUAUUUAAAAUAUAUAAAUUAUUUUAAAAA